AUGAAAUCUUCAAUAAUCAUUGCAAUUAUCUUUGGCUUAGUAACAUCAAUAACGCUAACACUCAUUGAAGGUUAUACCGUAUGGAUCCAGAACAAGGCAUUGCGUGGCACUACUACUUUGGCUGCAGCCACCCUUACUUACGAAAAAGAUGCCUGGAAUUGGACAGACGCCCCCGACAUCAACUCAGAAAGUGGAAUUGCUCAUCAAGGAUAUAGUUUGGAUAUCCCUAAUGAAAUAAAAUCAUAUUAUCUUGUUUUCUGGGUUUUCCUUUCUCUUAGACAAGAUAAAUGGCGCGGCCCUUUCAAUAAUGAUGGGGAUAAAUGUUGGCACUUUCAUGGUACUCAAGAUUUUUGGGAUGUAUAUCCAUGUCCGUAUUAA
Funneliformis geosporum is the source of this 378-nucleotide messenger RNA. NCBI's taxonomy places the organism in Eukaryota, Fungi, Glomeromycota, Glomeromycetes, Glomerales, Glomeraceae. The record is from the annotation of a GenBank genome assembly.